This is a messenger RNA of Brugia malayi, 2043 nucleotides long. It is a transcript of the gene Bma-oac-46, whose product is annotated as Acyltransferase family protein. The record is from RefSeq and is a predicted model, not a curated record. The coding region runs from base 1 to 2043 and encodes 680 amino acids. Gene Ontology annotation, molecular function: acyltransferase activity, transferring groups other than amino-acyl groups. Lineage: Eukaryota; Metazoa; Nematoda; Chromadorea; Rhabditida; Onchocercidae. The transcript is spliced from 11 exons.
AUGUGGCAAUCAGUGGUGUCAUCAGUACUGUUUAUCAUAUCAUUUCAUGCAGAGAGAAGCACUGGCGAGUUAAAUAAUUACAACGAAAAGAUCGUGUUCACUUUCAUUAAUACCGUAGCAAAACGUAGUAAUGUCAGCCGACUUUGCGGUGAUAGCCUUACAAAGAUUGGUCCAUAUCUAUUCGAUUACAAUACGAUCCCAGCUCAGAAGGAUUUCUUUAUUACAGCCUAUACAUCUGGUGAUGCAGAGCAAUUUUUCAGCAGGGAUCAAGAUCGCUGGGUGUUUCGAGCAUACAAGUGUAUUCAAGCAGCCGGAGAGGCACCCUAUUCAAAAUCCGAGCAUCCUCUGCAUUACUGCUUUGGUUAUAAUGAAAACAAUGAGAAAAGUAAUGGAGUGGCAUAUGGGAUUUGUAUUCCAUCCACUUGUUAUAAUGACCGAAACAAGUUGCUGGAUGAAUGGCGAUCAAUGGUAUCUGCCGAUACUUUGGCAGUCGAUUACACCUCAUGCACCAAAUCACGUCAUGACCAGCAGUGGUAUCAGAAGCCAGUAGCCAUGGCGGAAUUUAUUCUGCAUCAGAACUUCAUGCUGCUUGUUGUAGUUGCCACUGUUUAUCAUAUCAAAAAGGGGAAGCAAACCAGGAAUAAAUGGACAGAAAUCUUGUUGGCCUUUUCCGCAAAAAAGAAUUUGCUGAAAUUGAUCCGAAUGCCAAAAGAUUCACAAUCAACGAUCACUUGUAUGUUCGGUAUGCGUUUCCUGUCAAUGGUCUGGACCGUUAUCGGUCACUCAUUCAUUUUUGUGCAGGCAUAUUUGGAUAACGUUGAAGAAUACAAGGAUGAUAUGGUCGAUCAUUUCUACAAUCAGUGGAUUACAAAUUUUACACUCGGCGUUGAUACUUUUUUGGUUCUCAGUGCUACGCUGACCGCUUUCACUUGGUUUACAAAAAUUCAUAGGAAUUUAUCAGAAACGGUGCCAACGUGGACAUCGUACGGUUAUUGGUUACGUUAUUAUCGUCAUCGAAUCAUCCGUCUAUGGCCAGCUUAUAUAUAUGUGUUGGUGGAUGUUGGAAUGCGUGCAUCAAUCCAACAUUUCCAUCCGAUGUGGCCUCCCACUGAUCCGGCUGUCCAGUGUCCCAAACACUGGUGGGAAAAUGUCCUCUUUGUAAACAGUUUGUUUGAAAAUCGCUGUAUGCCGUGGACAUGGUACAUUGGUACCGAAUUCAUUUACUACCUCUUGUCACCGAUAUUCUUGCUACUCUUACAUAAAGUGCCAGGAAUCGGGUUGGCUGUCUCAGUGAUAACUAUAAUGUCAUCUGGUUUUCUAAAUAUGUUUGGCAUGAUACAUUGGAACUUUCCGCCAACUCAGUUGCUCUGGAGGCAACCGGAGAUUUUUAGUGCUGACUUUAUUAAGCACCAUGUGUUAAUGUACAUAAAGCCGCAAUACCGAAUAGGACCGUAUAUUGUCGGUUUACUGCUAGGCUAUUAUUUAGUGAUUGUUCAAAAGUGUACGAAAAAAACGCUCCAACAAAGUAUGAGGUUACAAGCAAUCGGUUGGAUUUUUGCAUCUAUUGCUUGCUUCUGGGCCAUUUUUGGCUUAUACCCUGCUUUACAGGGUUGGGAUUGGCGCAUAUAUAAUCUUUUCUAUGGCGGUUUCCACCGAACAAUAUUUGCUCUGUCUAUGGCUUGGCUUAUUUAUGCUUGCCAUACUGGUAGUGGAGGAAUCAUCAACAGAAUGCUUAGCAUGAAAUUGUUCAUACCAUUAUCAUCGCUUUGCUAUUCGGUAUAUUUGGUGCACAUGGUGUUAGUAGUAUUCACGUAUCUGCUAGUACCAUUUCCCAUCAUUUAUACAACAAAAUGGCCAAUUUUUGGGCACUGUGCGGUUCAACUUACAUUAUCUUACGUUUUUGGUAUCAUUUGUGCGUUGCUUGCCGAACUACCAGCACUGAAUCUAGAAAGGAUCAUCUUUCAUCAUGGUCAUAAAAAUACUGCUGUGCAACUGGCUAAAGAUUGUGGACUGCAGCAAUCUAAAAUAGCCGAUAUUGGAUAA